Leptopilina boulardi is the source of this 1674-nucleotide messenger RNA. It is a transcript of the gene Wdr92, whose product is annotated as dynein axonemal assembly factor 10. The transcript has 4 exons. Gene Ontology annotation, molecular function: ubiquitin binding. Bases 127 to 1200 code for a protein of 357 amino acids. The record is from RefSeq and is a predicted model, not a curated record. NCBI's taxonomy places the organism in Eukaryota, Metazoa, Arthropoda, Insecta, Hymenoptera, Figitidae.
CGAAUCACAUGUCGGAGGUUCUACUCAUCUGGAUUUGUUUAUAAUUUGAAUCUACAUUGCUGUUUACAUUGCAUGUCAUUUGUUUGUAAAUUGAGCAAAAAUAAUUUUAUAGCAAAAUAAGUGGAAAUGGAAGGCUUAGAAAAGCCUCAGAUUAUUUGUCACAUUGAGAAAUCAGUGGAAUAUUCCCUUUUUGAUGCUAAAUGGAUUCCUUCUAGUGCUAAAUUUGUAACCUUAGGAUCAAAACCUCGUGGUGCGGGUAUUAUACAAAUUUAUGAAAUUACCAAUGGCGAACUAAAAGUAAUUAAAGAUAUCGAACGACCAACGCCUAUUAAAUGUGGUACUUUUAAAGCAUCCGAUCAUCGUAAUCGACAUUUUGCAACGGGAGAUUUUAAGGGAAAACUACACAUAUACGACUUAGAAAAUCCAUCAAUGCCUAUUUACACAGCCGAUGCACAUAAGGAAAUCAUAAACAGUAUUGAUGGAGUAGCGGGGAGUAAAGUUGGUUCUGGUCCACCUGAGUUGGUUACUGGAUCUAGAGAUGGGACAGUAAAAGUUUGGGAUCCACGUCAAAAUGACCGUCCAGUUACAGUAAUAGAGCCAACUGAUUGCGAAACUCGCCGAGACUGCUGGGCUGUAGCUUUUGGUAACUCAUACAACUCUGAAGAAAGGAUUGUUGUAUCUGGCUAUGACAACGGAGAUAUUAAAAUGUUUGAUUUAAGAAGAAUGGCGCUCCAAUGGGAAUGUAAUGUUAAAAAUGGUGUAUGCUGCCUUGAAUUUGACAGAAACGAUAUUUUCAUGAAUAAACUCGUUGCAACGACAUUAGAGUCAAAAUUUUAUGUGUUUGAUUUGAGGACACAGCAUCCAAAAAAGGGAUUUUCUUAUUUGUGCGAAAAGGCUCACAAGUCAACUGUAUGGGUAGUUAGGCAUUUACCUCAAAAUCGAGAUAUAUUUGCUACGUGUGGUGGAGGUGGAUCUGUUUGUUUAUGGAAAUACAACUAUCCGAGUAAUAGAAAACAAGUUGGUCCCGAAGGAACAGAACAAGGGGUAAUGGGUACACUAAACUCUUUACAAAAUUCAAAUAUAUCGUCUCAACCAAUCAGCUCUUUGGACUGGAGUCCUGAUAAAUUGGGCUUAGCUGUUUGCACUUCUUUUGAUCAAUGUAUUCGAGUACUAAUUACUACAAAAUUAAAUAUAUGUUAGAAAUUAAUAUAAAGUCGCCUUUUUAGAAUUUUUAUUAAAAAUUAAGUAGAGCAGACCGGGUAAGAAGUGAAUUAAAAUGAAUAAACACGUAUCUAUUCAAACUUCAUGAAAACGCGUUUAAAGUUGUGAAAUAUGGUAAUCUCGAUCAAGAUCACUAACUUUUUAUCACUAAACUUCAUAAAGGGGAAUUUUGGAAAUUUUAUGCGAUUCGUUAAAUUUUUUAAUUGGUAGAACAUACAGUAAGUGCUGGAUCUAUACUUAAACAUAUUUUUUUCUGAGAUAAACGAUGAAUUCCCAUCAAUAUCAACAUACCAAUCCAAGCUCGCUGUUUGAUAAUUCAUAAGCAUACUAUAAAUUAUUUUAUUUAUUUAAAAAUAUAUUAUAUGAAAUUAUAUUUAUAUAGAAAUACAAAUUUGUUUCUCCAACAAUUUUUUCUAAAAUAUCUUGACUAAAGAAUAAAUAAAAAAAAUCAGA